CUCCAAUCUGGAUACCAGUACUCAAGAAGUUCUUAGCAGUGUUUUUUCCAUCUACAAGUCAGAGUUAUCAAAAGUGGAGAGUAAAUCCUUGGACGUUGUCAGUUCAUCUGAUGAGUCCCUAGAGGCUUGUUGGAUUGUUGAUGGUGUCCUAUCAGAGCUUGAUGACUAUACUAUUUCCCAGUCACCCUCACCCAAUGAAGACUUGAGUGUGAGUACUCAAUGUUCUCAACUGAGCUCAGAAGAGAGUGUCAGAAUCACGCAGUCCUCUACUAGUCUGAUUCAGAGCAUUAAGAAGCUCUCUAGCAAUGACUUUCAGACUCAGGCAGAAGAGGCAGUGAGUAAAGUGCUGAUGAGAUCCAGUCAUUCCUUUAUCACACAGAUCAGCCAUACUGGUCUUCAGAAAAGUCCGCAGGCUGGCUUAUCAUCUAGCUCGCCAUCAGAGAUUGCCUCCAUGUCCUCUCAAAAUACAGCCUCUGGAUUAGUGGAAACCUUUGUCAAAGGAAUGGCGACUAUUUUCCAGAAAAAUGAGUCCACUGGCACUGUGCUACUGGAAAGAAGUGGGAAAGUUUUACAGUGCUCCCACGGGGGCUCCCAACUGGAUGAUACUGAAUUGAGUGUUCAAAUAUCAGAGGAGAAGCUUUGGUCAACAGCUAAGACCAUCUGCGUCAGUAUGAAGAACACACUUAAGGAUUUCUUCACAGGGCUGAAGCCAUCCGGAUCCGAAAGGACAGAAAAUGCUUCUUCCAAAGAGACCCUUGGGGAAAUCCUGGUUGCUAUCCAGAGUGAAAUCUCAAACUUAGGGCGAAUGAAGGAUUCCAGGGAGCUCCUUCAGAUCAACGAUAUGGUAGGAACUGUGCUGAAGGAGGUUGAGAAAAGUGAGGAUGACAGUGAAGAAGUCUGCCAAGACAUCCCUAGAAGCUGUUCAUCUUUGUCCACUUCUUUAAAGGGUCGUAGUUCCUUGUCCAGCUCUUCAAAGGGUCCUAGGUCAGAGUGUGAGUUAGAGAUCAACCUCCCUGGCACUCCCAUCCCUGACGAAGUGCCCUUUGAUCUGACCUGCCCCAUAGUCAGGAGCUCCUGCAUCGACAUCAGGGACUCUAAAAUGCCAGAGAUUUCUACAAGUGACACAAAGACAAAGAUGAUGGCACACACAGAUGAACCCCUGCAUCGUAACAGUCCAAUGACUGACAGCAGCCGACCACCGAGUGCUAAAGCCUCUUUUCGAUCAUCCACUCCGUCUUUCACCAGCAAGGGAACCUCUUUGGUACCAAAGGGAGAUGGGAUUGACAUUGAAGAGAAGGAGGUGUGCAUCCCCAGCAGCUCUGGCCAUCUGAGGGAGCUCUUAAUCACCCCGGACAUCAGCAGUGCCACUGCAUUCCUACUGCAGUACUUGAUGGACUCCAGCAAAGAUGAUGUCAUGUGUUUGGUCACCAUACUGGUGAUACGGUUGCUAUCGAAGAUCAGACCCUCAGCCCUAGAUGGACCCUCCCAACAGGCAGCAGACAUGACAGAAACAUCUCAGCAACUCAUCAGACAAGUCCUGUCUGAGUUCUGUGCUGCAUCCAGAUUCUCCAGGACACAGGCAUAUUCCCAGAACCUGCACAUCCACAGGGUGUUCAGAGGUGUACAUAAAAACCUCAUGGAGGAGUUUGGCUCUUAUAACACCCUGCAAGCAGCUAUUUCCUCCCAGGACCCUGCAUUUGACAGAGUCCUGGUAAAGUCCUUGACCCAGCAGCUGGUACAGGGAUGCAAGGAGGCGUCAAGACCAGCUUCUGCUGCAACAAACCCAUCAGACCAGGCUGAGACAGAGAGGGGGGCUGAGCAGAAAGCAAGAAGGAGCUUCCUUUGCUUUUCAAUGACCAAACUCAGGAUCAACUUCAAGCGUUCCAAGAGAGGAAACAAAAAGGACUGCCAUUCAGUCCAGGAACAGACUGAGAUUCCCUCUACUGAUGGACAUUGCAUAGCUCCAGUUGGAGAGGUUUCUCCCUCCAUAUCUCAGCCUAUCAAAAAACGAUCGUUGAUUGUCAGGGUCUUUUCAGCAAUGAUGAAGCCAUUCAGGCGCUUCACCAAGAAGAACCUGUAACCUGUUACGCUGCAUGAACAACUACUUUUGUAACAGCAAGACUUUUGACAAGAGGAAUUUCUGCAUGUUUACCCUUUCAAAGUCUAUUUGAUCAAAUAAAUGCAAAUUAUUUUACAAGA
Molecule: messenger RNA, 2199 nt
Organism: Salvelinus fontinalis (brook trout)
Lineage: Eukaryota; Metazoa; Chordata; Actinopteri; Salmoniformes; Salmonidae
Exons: 3
Coding region: 350-2080 (576 amino acids)
Source: RefSeq, a predicted model, not a curated record